Messenger RNA from Dendrobium catenatum, 573 nucleotides. RefSeq names its product gibberellin 20 oxidase 2-like. Gene Ontology annotation, molecular function: gibberellin 20-oxidase activity. Gene Ontology annotation, biological process: gibberellin biosynthetic process; flower development; response to light stimulus. The record is from RefSeq and is a predicted model, not a curated record. The annotation marks the transcript as partial. The transcript has a single exon. Lineage: Eukaryota; Viridiplantae; Streptophyta; Magnoliopsida; Asparagales; Orchidaceae.
AUGGAUUCCGGCGACGCCACCCAAUGCCUCCCCCGCAAUUUCGUCCUCGACGAUACAGUCUCCAGAAUGAGGCUCUACAACCCUUCCAUCCUCAUCAAGCAGCCCAAAAUACCUCUUGCUUUCGCUUGGCCGGCCAUCGACCGUCAGGCCGCUGUUGGCAACCUCGAAGUCCCCGUCAUUGACCUAUCCGGCUUCCUUCACGGCGAUGAAGCCGCCGCACGCCGAGCAGCUAAGCAAGUCGAAGCCGCGUGCCGUGAGCACGGGUUCUUUCAGGUGAUAAACCACGGAGUAGACGCCGAGAUCUACGCGGCGGCCAUGAACGCCAUUAAUGGGCUAUUUGAUUUGCCGUUUGAAAAGAAGAUGGAGGCAGGGCAGGGGAAGGGGAGAGUAGACGGAUAUGCGGUGGCGCAUUCCGACCGGUUCUUGGCGCUGCUUCCGUGGAAGGAGACCUUCACGUUCGUUCAUGGCUUUAAGGGGGACGAAGCGCAGCGGACACCCGGUGCCCCCCACUUGAAAACGAGAAAAUUAUUUUUUCAAGUCGGCGCUGGAGCCGGAUUUUCAAGGAUAAUGGGG